Messenger RNA from Athene cunicularia (burrowing owl), 3537 nucleotides. It is a transcript of the gene AQP9, whose product is annotated as aquaporin 9. Gene Ontology annotation, molecular function: glycerol channel activity; water channel activity; urea transmembrane transporter activity. The coding region runs from base 126 to 992 and encodes 288 amino acids. The transcript is spliced from 7 exons. NCBI's taxonomy places the organism in Eukaryota, Metazoa, Chordata, Aves, Strigiformes, Strigidae. Gene Ontology annotation, cellular component: basolateral plasma membrane; plasma membrane. Gene Ontology annotation, biological process: glycerol transmembrane transport; water transport. The record is from RefSeq and is a predicted model, not a curated record.
GUCAUCUCAGAACUCAUCAGCUAUGUGGCUUUCCACAGGCCAGCAUUUUCUGAAUCAGCUAAAGGCAGAGUGGUGUUUGAACGCAGAGGUAGAGGAAGGGCACCAGAGCAAUAGAGGAAGCCAAAAUGAGCCGGAAAAGCAAAAGGAGUUUAAAGGAGAAAUUUGCCUUGAAGAACAGCUUGGUUAAAGAAGCCCUCUCAGAAUUCCUGGGAACUUUUAUAUUGAUAGCCCUUGGAUGUGGGUGUGUGGGGCAGGCUGUCCUCAGCCGAGGAGCCCAUGGUGGCCCCAUGACAGUGUCAGUUGGAUUUGCAAUAGCAGUCACCAUGGCAGUGUACGUGUCUGGAGGGGUUUCUGGUGGUCACAUAAACCCAGCCGUUUCACUAGCUAUGUGCGUGACUGGAAGAUUAAAAUGGACCAAAUUACCAAUUUACAUAUUAGCACAACUCCUGGGAGCAUUUGUUGGAGCAGCAGCUGUCUUUGGGAUUUAUCAUGAUGCCUUUAUGGAGUACAGCAACGGAACACUGGAGGUUACAGGACCUAAUGCAACAGCACAUAUCUUUGCAACGUACCCAGCUCCAUAUCUGUCCCUCAUAAAUGGAUUUGCAGAUCAGGUGAUGUCAACAGCUGUUCUUCUUCUGGCUAUAUUUGCUAUUUUUGACACCAGAAAUAACAGCGUACCAAAGGGCCUGGAGCCAAUUGCAGUAGGACUUCUUAUAAUUGUUCUUACUUGCUCCUUGGGAAUGAACAGUGGCUGUGCCAUGAACCCAGCCAGGGAUCUGGGCCCAAGGCUCUUCACAGCCGUUGCAGGAUGGGGGAUGGAAGUAUUCACCGCUGGAAAUAAUUGGUGGUGGAUCCCUAUUGUUGCACCUAUGCUGGGAGGUGUACUUGGAGCAAUGAUCUACAUUGUUUUUAUUGAAAUUCAUCACUCGGAUUCUCAGCCAGGAGAAGAAAAUGAUGUGUAUGAUAAAUACGAACUGACCAAUAUGGAGUAAGAAGUGAAGAAUUUUCUCUUUCAUUUUGUUGUGCAAUUUUUACACAAAUGAUUGUUUGGACCAUUUUAUAAAACCUCUAUGCAUCAAUUAGAUAUUCACAUUUCAAAGAAAAUGCAUAUAGAAGACAAGUUCAAAACUGACCUCUUGCCAUGAAACAUUACACCGAUCACUGGAGACUUGGGGGUGGGAAGGGUAAAUUGUUAGAGUUUUUAUAUGGCUUUCAGAUCAAGUUAUCUCCUAGAUGAAAUCGUAGUGAGAUGAUGCACUGACAUGUUAAUUCAACACAUAUGAUCUUAAUCACAUUGCCUAAUUACCUGAAAACAGAUGAGAUAUUGUUACGAAACUGCAUGUAUAGGUAGUUAAUUGGUUUAGUGCUGAAUUAAUGUGUAAGAGUGUCACUCACUUCUUAGAGCCAUUAUUUAAGAAUUACUUGUCUGAAAAUUAAAAACAAUACCUGAAUUGCUGAAAUGUAAAUUGAAGCAGUUUUUAAUAACUUACUAAAUUUUUAUGGAGCCAAUAACUGAACAGCAAAGAAUCAACUCAUCACUGAUGAGAUUUAGUAACCCAGAAUACAAUCACAACUGGUAAAAACUGUGUGUUAAAGAUCAACACCUAAAAGACAAAGCUGCACUUCUGCACAGGUUCUUCAUAGCAAUAGCGUUCAGUUAUUUUUAAACUAUUUUCUUGACUUUUAUGCUGCCCAAUAUUAAAAGCCUAACCUAGAUUAGUAAUCUGAACCUCUUCUGUUUUGCUUUCUGGAUGAAAUUCAUUCCUGUGGAGAUAGGCCAGCAGCAGAGGCUUACAUUGUGCAGAGGUCAGCACAAGGCCUAUUUCUGUAUAAGCUUUAAAGAGGCCUUCUGCUGAUGAUCUACACAGGGGGAUUUAAUCUGCUUUGUGGGAGUAAUUUUUAUUUUGGUAGCAGUAAUUAAAAUUAGAAACUGGUCUCAGAAGUAGUCCUAGAUCCGAAUUCCUCAAGAAAGGACAGCUCCACUUCAGAGUUCUGGGGCAUGGGUUCUCUCUCACUAAAGACAAGUGGUUGGAAAUACACCACUUACUAAAUAUCCAGCCUUGAAAAAUGAAAGUAUUUCUGCUUAAUCAUUAUGAAUUGAAUGUAUCCAGUUAAAUAAAAGCUCAUUUCUAAGAUGUAUACAUAAACAUAUGGUUGAUGGUAGUGAUCAUGAAUAAAUAGACGUUUUAUUCAGUGAUGCUGCUGAGCUAUUUUCAUGGCAAAACUCCAGCGUACCAGUUUAACGCACUCAUUUUAGGGUGCUCUUCCUUUGGAUUCCUACAGCUCUGCUCCCUAGAAUUCCACACUAUUUUCUGAUUUCACUCCUGAAGGGAGGAACCCUUUGUGUUGCCAGUAAGAGCCCAUGCACUUUGGUGAGGUAACCACAGAAGUGGUUUCGAAAACGCUGUGGUCGGAGUCUGCCUCAGCAUUUGGGCAGACCAAGCCUGUGUCGCAGCACGUCUUUAUCACGCUCCCUGGUACACCACUCAGAAUUCAUGGCAACAAAGGGAUAGGAUUAGCCAGUCAAGCAAAGUUCUGCUUGCUGCAGCUGUAAGUCAGAUAAUGCUGUAUACUCAAGAGAGUAUAAUUACAAUUUUAAUUAUGUUUUUAAAGAAAACUUACAGAACUGUAAUGAACAGGUUGCCCAGAGACCAUAUCAACCCUGUGCAAAGUGCUCAUUUGACUGAGCAUUUCUUCACUGUGGGUUAGAAACCGAUACAGCUAUACACAUCCACAUUUGUGUGCAUUGUGCCAGUCCUCAGUCUGAGCAGAGGCAGAGACAGGAGAAGCAAGAGUACAGUGCAGAAAUUAUUCCUAACUGUAGGCCUUACACUGGCAGCACAGACAAGCCAGUUCCUCUGCCCUGUAUACUGAUGAAUUACACUACAUAAAAUAAGAUGGUGUGUAAAAGCAGAUGCAGACUGAGCCUCCUUUCGCUCCCCCUUGCAAUGAGUGCCGUCUCUCACCCUUUGGUGAUACCGGCAGGAGCACUCCUCAGUGGCUGCCAGCCACCUGUGUCUGGAGAGGGCCUACAUGGGCAGGACCAGCCAGAGGGCUGCCCCUCUACCACUGACGCCAACAUCUAACAUGAAAUAUCUGUGCAGAAAAUAGACAGCUGUUUAACCAGAAGUAACCAAUUUUGUCCAAAACAUUAGGGGCAGGUUAUCACUUACUGUGCUAGAACUUCACAUAGUCAGUAGGCUCUAUAUGCCUCAUUAUUAUAUUGCUUCCUUCAAUACACCAUGGAAAACAUGAGGGAAAGCAGAAUACAGGUCAGGAAUAAGAAAGAGAGAGUUUAUUUAUACAAUUUACUGAGUGACCAGCCCACACUUACUGUGUGUGCACUGGCCAAGGUACAUAAAGCUGUACAUUUUCUCAAAAUCCUUCUGAUCACAACAGGUUCUGCCUGUAAAUCAACAUGAAAUCUUGUCUCUACCACUUAUGUCAUUCCUAUGCACUAAAUUUCUGUAUAAGUGAUAUUUACUUGUCUGAAGUCACCAACAUGAAAGUCAUAAGUAGUGACACACUCAUGUGAUA